AUGUCCAUCUUGCAUGGGCUUACCGGCGCUGAUCUGGGUCAAGUCCACAAGACUGGCAACCUCAACUACCGUCUUUGUGAUUACAACACGGAUACUGCCGACCCGACCAGUGACAACGGAUGCGGUGCCCAUACAGACUAUGGCACCUUCACCAUCAUCUUCCAAGACGGAACAUCGGGGCUCGAGAUUGAAGAUGCCGAGCAGCCCGGUCUUUGGGUACCCGUUCUUGGCGAUGCAACGGUUGUCCUUGCCGGUUGGUGCACUGUGAUCCUCAGUGGAGGCAACAUCCGAGCUACCCGUCAUAGAGUCAGAAGAACUCCGGGUGUUCGAAGACUCAGUGCCGUGCUUUUUGUUGCCCCAGAUGUUGAGGCCACUCUACGACCUCUCGAAGGUGUCAAGGUUGUUCGUCCGUUCACUAAGAAGGUCAUGGAUGGGCAGUUGGAUGUUGGGGAGUUCAAAGAGGUCAUGGGCAAGAAGUGGAGACGCCGUGAGGGCAAUGAGAAGUCUGAGGACGGGGAUGACACGGAAACACAGGACAGUGAGAUUGAACGAUUCAUUUGGGCUUGA
Molecule: messenger RNA, 567 nt
Organism: Fusarium tjaetaba
Lineage: Eukaryota; Fungi; Ascomycota; Sordariomycetes; Hypocreales; Nectriaceae
Product: oxidoreductase 2OG-Fe(II) oxygenase family
Exons: 1
Coding region: 1-567 (188 amino acids)
Molecular function (GO): dioxygenase activity
Source: RefSeq, a predicted model, not a curated record